This is a messenger RNA of Peromyscus maniculatus bairdii (prairie deer mouse), 966 nucleotides long. The record is from RefSeq and is a predicted model, not a curated record. Lineage: Eukaryota; Metazoa; Chordata; Mammalia; Rodentia; Cricetidae.
AUGUCAAGGAUUCCAUCUGAUAACUAUGGUCAGGAGAGCAAUGUGACUGAGGUCACAGAGUUUAUACUAACAGGCUUCACAAAUAAUGAGAACCUGCAAGUCUUCCUAUUUCUGGCAAUUUAUGUUUUUACUCUGAUAGGUAAUUUGGGAUUAGUUUUGCUGGUAAGGGAUUUCAUGCUCCACAAUCCCAUGUACUAUUUUCCAAGUGCUUUAUCAAUAUUAGAUGGCUGUUAUUCAACAGUUGUCACACCAAAGAUGUUGGUCAAUUUCCUUUCAAAUGAUAAAUCCAUCUCAUAUCCUGGAUAUGUAACACAGAUGCUCCUUUUUGUUGCUUUGGGGAACACAGAAUGCUUUGUCUUGGCAGCAAUGGCUUACGACCAUUAUGUAGCCAUCUACAACCCACUUCUAUAUGCAGUGAGCAUGUCGCCCAGAGUUUACCUACCACUCAUCAUUGUUUCUUAUGUUGGAGGUAUUAUAAAUGGUUCUGUCCACACAAAAGCCACUUUCAGUCUGUCCUUUGGUGGAUCCAAUGAAAUUAAGCAUGUCUUCUGUGAUGUUCCUCCUCUCCUGGCUAUUUCUUGUUCUGACACCCACAUCAAUCAGCUUCUUCUCCUCUACUAUGUGGGCAUUGUUGAAAUCAUCACUAUCCUGAUCGUCCUUGUUUCCUAUGGUUUCAUUCUCUUUGUCAUUCUCAAGAUACAGUCUAGUAAAGGGAGAAGGAAAAUGUUCUCUACAUGUGGAGCUCACCUCACUGAUGUGUCCAUCUAUCAUGGAACCAUCAUAUUCAUGUAUGUAAGACCUAGUUCCAACUAUGUCUUAGAGUAUGACAUGAUUGUGUCCACAUUUUAUACCAUUGUUAUUCCCAUGCUUAAUCUCAUCAUCUAUAGUCUGAGGAACAAAGAUGUGAAAGGAGCAAUGAAAAAGUUCUUUGAGAGAAAUCGGUUUAUGAAAAAAUGUCAUUUUUAA